Medicago truncatula (barrel medic) is the source of this 1036-nucleotide messenger RNA. RefSeq lists its product as uncharacterized. The record is from RefSeq and is a predicted model, not a curated record. The coding region runs from base 130 to 801 and encodes 223 amino acids. NCBI's taxonomy places the organism in Eukaryota, Viridiplantae, Streptophyta, Magnoliopsida, Fabales, Fabaceae. The transcript has 3 exons.
UUUUCUCCACUACAUUUUUCUUCCAAUUUCUUGCUAAUGUAGCAACCCUUUUGAAUCCUCUACCAGAAUUCACAAUUGGUCUUUCCCUUAACAGAUUCUACCCAAAAAAGUCUGAAUUUUUUCUUACCAAUGAAUAGUUUCACCGCCGAAGAUCUGUCCACAAUCGGAGGAAUCGCCACCGUAUCGAUUCUCCAUUCAUUCAUUCCUACACACUGGCUUCCUUUUUCCAUCGUGGGUCGUGCUCAGAAAUGGACCCUUUCCAGAACCCUCUUUGUUACUGCAUUUGGAGCAAUUUUGCAUGUAAUAUCCACUUCACUGCUUGGUAUAACAGCAAUUACCAUGGCUAACACCAUUGCUGGUGAAGAAACAGUGCAUAAGCUUGCUUCACUUUUGCUCGUAUUUCUCGGUGGUAUGUAUAUUAUAUUGUUUCUUAUGGGAAAAGGUGGCCAUAGUCAUUCGCACAACCAACCCAUGGAGAAAAUGGCUGUAGCCGGGCUUAUUCUUGUUCCUGCAUUGUCUCCUUGUGCUACAACACUUCCAGUAUUUCUUGCUGUUGGAAAUUCAUCUUCCAUGAUGGUGCUCGCCAUCAUUGUGCUGCUACUCAGCACAAUUUCCGUGAUGACUUCACUAGUAGCAUUGUCAUUUUAUGGGGCCAGUCAGCUGAAGUUUCAUUGGGUGGAGCGGUACGACAAACUUCUUGUUGGUUCAGUACUGUGUUUAGUAGGAGUGUUAACCCUAAUGUUUCAUGAUCAUGAUCAUAAUCAUGGAGAAGUAGCUUCUGUUGGAGAGCACUUGCAUUGAAAGAUUAUAACCUUGUGAGAGUAUAUAAUAUCUUGUAAUUUGACACUUUUGAGGAUUGUCACGGUAUUGUUUCUAUUUUAUAUGAAACAAGAUGUUAUCUACAGAAAUGAUCAUCUUGGUGUAGUUAAAGUUGGAGUGAACUUAGUUUACCAUGUGAAGAUAAUGAUGUUGUUUAUUUUUUUUUCCUUGUGUUUUAUCUCUGAGAAAUGAUAUUUAAACAACCAUUUUACGACAA